UUUUUCUUUUGUGUUAAGCAAGAAGGACGCGGCUGGAAGGCGGUUGUGUUGUUGUACCUCAGCUGAAUAUUUCAGUAGUUUCAGCAACCAUGUCUACAGUUCAGUAUCUGAGGGAGUUUAUCAGAGAGCGACUAACUGCUGCUGCUGAAGAAAUCUUCACCGAGGUUGAAAAAACCAUCAUCCGCUACGAGGACGACAUCAAACUGCUGGAAAUCUGCUGGAAACCUCAGAUAAAACUCAACCGAAUCGAUCAGCGAAAGCAACAUGUCAGCAUCAAAGAGGAAGUUCUUCCUGAGCCACAGAUCUGGAACCAGCGGAGGAGCUCCAUUCAGGAGUCAGAACCUUUACAGAUUAAACAGGAACCAGAACCUCUAGAGAUAAAAGAGGAGCCAGAACCUCCAAAGAUACAAGACAUUAUGGAGGAACCUGCUCAUCUUCAGAUUAAAGACGAUACAGAGGAACCAGAACUUGGAGCUACUGUGGUCUGGUACCAGGAAGAACCCAGACUGCUGGAUAUCUCCUGGAAUUCCCACACUAAUCGCAACAGAAUGGACUUCCAAAAGCCACAAGUUUCCUUUGAGGAGAAAGCUUCAACCGUCCACCAUGUCUGUCACCAGUGGCAGAGGUCCAGUCAUGACCAGGAGGAAGCAGAAGCUCCAGUGACUGAAAAAAGGGAACCAGAACAUCCAUGGAUUAAAGAAGAAAAGAAGGGCCCAGAACUGGUUCAAGAAUGGAAAGAUCCAGAAACUAAACAGAUUAAGGAAGAAAAAGAACCAGAAUCUCUGUCAAUACAUGGAACAAAUGAGGAAGUAGAUAUUUCAGUGCUUAAACAUGAAGAGAAUAUUUACGAAGUAGACAGGGCCGGAAGCACCUCUGCGAACCUCUGCAGCAGUCAGGAGGGAAAGCUGCUUGUCCAGAAACAGGAUGUUUCUGUGAUGGAAACAUCCGCUCUUCAGGAAGGCGAUUUCAGUGAACAAGAAAAAACAACUGAGCAGCUUUCCUUUCAAAUUUCUCCUGGAGUUGAAAGCAAUGAUCAGGAAGGAAGCAGCUGCUCUGUGUCAAAGAGUCAGUCUCUUACUAACAAAAAGCAAAGGUCUUUCACAUGUGAUCUUUGUGGGAGAAGUCUUAUAAGUCAGUGCAACUUGGAAAGGCAUUACAGAGCCCAUAAUGGUGAGAAGCCUUUUUCUUGUCAAACAUGUGGUAAAAGUUUCAGCCAAAUGUAUAGAUUAAAUGAGCACAAGAGAAGCCACACAGGUGAAAGGCCUUUUUCUUGUCAAAAAUGUGGAAAAACCUUUGCUCGAAUGGAAUGUUUAAACGUUCAUAAGAGAAUUCAUACAGGUGAGAAGAGUUUUACAUGCGAUACGUGUGGGAAAACUUUCUCUCACGGUUUUUAUUUUAAGCUGCACAAGAAACUUCAUACAGGUGAGAAGCCUUUUUCAUGUGAAACAUGUGGAAAAUGUUUUACAAUUGGUGCAAAUUUGAAUGUUCACAAAAGAAUCCACACAGGUGAGAAGCCUUUUUCAUGUCAAAAAUGUGGAAAAAGCUUCUCUCGAAUUGAUCAUUUACAUAAACACCAGAGCAUCCACACAGGUGAGAAGCCUUUUCCAUGUCUAACAUGCGGAAAAAGCUUCUCUCGGAUUCAUCAUUUAAACACACACAUGAAAAUACACACAAGUAAGAGGGAUUUUCCAUGUGAAAUUUGCGGAAAGCGUUUCAUGUAUGCUAGUAAAUUGGAUUACCACAAGAAACAAAAACACAUAAGUGAGAAAUAGUCAUUUAUCUCACACAGAUUUUUUAUUAUACAUAUUAUUAUACAUAUUAAAGCUUUUCUUAUAUCAGAAAAUAUAUCAGAAAAGGAAAAGGCAGAAAUUCUGUUUAAACAUGGUUAGGAGUGAGGUUUGGGAUAUUUGGUUUAUCACACCUUUCGGACCAGGUCUUAGGAAACCUCUCUGAGUCUGUGAACAUCAGCAGUUUGGACCUAAUGGACAAAUGUCUUUUUCAUACCACCGUCGACCCCUGAUUAGUUGGGAGACGUCUAUUAAUGUUUUCUUUCUGUUGCGCAUAUUAAUAAAAUAUUCAAAAGACAAUAUUAGACGGGAAACUGAAAUGCCUAAGUGAGAUGCUACUUGAUAUAUAACUGAUGUUUGCAAACUCUAUAUAUCUGAUGUUUGCAAAGCAGCCAAUCCAUAAGUGUCAGUAAUUUUCCUUUCCUUUCCCCAAUAGCCGAGAUGAGAAAGACCUUGGAUUUUGGCUACUGCAGUCAUGCCAAGACUUGUUUACACUUAAGGUAUAUUUGGUGUUUAACUAUCAAAAUAGGCAGUUUUAUGUGUUUCAAAGUCUCAAGUGUUCUACAUCACCUAGAUAAAAUACAUCUCAGUUUUUACAUUUGAAAUUUGGUUACUUAAGACCAAAUUAAGUAACUGUAGGUAGUGCUUUGGUCCCGUUCCAGACCGGGGCCUCUGGACUAGUUGGAAUUUUUGUAAUUAGCAUUUUGACUAGCGUAGUGAGGUUAGAGUCUUUGUUGGUAUGAUGUUUAGUCCUUGUUAAGGCUGCACUGAUUGUGGUAGAAACAGAUUGAUCUCUGUGGAGACGUCCACUGAGAGAGAAGUCCUAUGACAGCCAACCGGUAAAAUGGCAUCAGAAAAAUCCAAGCUACUAGGGUCUGCCUGAAAGUCCCAUAGUAGACUGUUGUAGUAUGCUUCUUAGCAGGUGGUUAUAGUUGUUCCCAAAGGACUGGUAAAACUGGUCUCCAUGAAGUGCACUAGUUUUUGGAUUAUGUUGCAAUUUUUCUGCGUAAUGCCAUUUGCUUUUCUGUCAUCACAUCUUCCCCUUUGUAGCAAAUCAGUAAUUUUUGAUUGAGAAGUUAACACUGCUUCCCCAUGCAGCAUAGUUGAAUGAGCGCUGUUUGGAUGAAGCUUAAUGAGUGAAUUUACGCCUAGCCUUCAUUUGCUGUUUUUCACUCUGUGCUGUUCUUAGCAGCAAAGACUGUAAUAAAAUACCAAAUGAUUCUUUAAGUUGGAAAAAGUAAAACCAGUUUUUUUUUUUAGCAUUCUUGAACACAUUUUGUUGAGUUCUGACACAUUAAAUAACAGUCGUUUCACUGUGGACGUGAGCCAAUUUCAUGUGUUGUUGACUUUUUGGAGGCUCAACUCCAAAAUAAAGCCGUUAUGUUGCUUCCAACAUUCCAAAUUCGAGUCGGACUUCUUGGAUGCAUUUUUUAUGUGAUGUCUAGUAAUUAAAGGAGUGAUUACUAGACACUCCUAUCUAGAGUUGACUAUCUAGAGUCAAACUUGACUCUAGAUAGUCAAGUUUGAUCGUCUUCUCGGCGCUCCGCCAGGGGCCGUGGCCGACCCCCGGCGGGGCCGAUCCGAGGACCUCACUGAACCAUCCAAACGGUAGUAGCAACGGGCGGUGUGUACAAAGGGCAGGGACUUAAUCAACGCGAGCUUGUGACCCGCUGAAUCUGAUGCACAAAGAGAGAAUAACUGAUAAAGUUGUUCAACAUGUGAUAAUUUAUGACACCUAAACACACAUUCUGUGACGUGCAGCAUUGAGGGAACACCAGGAGAUAAAAGCUUCUUAAAGGAAUUAUUCAUCUGUUGGACUGAACAGUAAACAACAGUAAUUAAAAUCCACUUGCAUAAACAGCUUGUGUCUCAGUAUUUGCUCUGUUUGUUUUACUCCAACAUAUCAGCUCAGAACAGGUCUGGUAAUGAGCCAUUCAUUUGAUCCUGGUGUGUUGGAGCAGGGAUGCAUCUGAAAGUUGCAUGUGGUAGCUCUUGAGGACUGGAUUUGAGUAAACCUGUUGUAGUCUUUGGCUGCUGCCGAACACUGUUACCUUCAAGUCCACUAAGCAGAUCCACAGGGGUGUUCAGUAAAUAUGGAGGUUUGCUUUUGAUCUCAGAAUGGUAACUUAAUUCUUACUGCUAAAAACAAGUAAAACAAAAAGCAAUAUUAUUGACAGAGGCCCUACUAUUUUUCUAUUUAUAAAAAAACCUAAAAAAAACCUUAUCGAUCAAAGACCCUUAGACGUGUCCUAACUUUCCCCCCUGUAUGCAAGCUGAAAUGUUGGCACUGAAAAUUAGCAAAUGUGCAGAUACGGUUAAAAUGUUUCUUUUUGGAACUUAAGGCACUGCGUUGUGCCUUAAGUUCAUCUGUGGUGUAACUACAGUAAAACUAUGAUGAAGAAACUGCAAGUAGCCAAUCAGGACGCUUUCAGAAUCCUCCUAAAAUUUCCACAAUGAACGUCUUCAAAUCAAAUGUUUGUCAUGAGUAGCAUACCAACUUUUCAUGUUUUGCUGAGGAAUUUCAUGUGUAAAUUUAUGUGCUGCUUGGAUGUAACAAACAACUUAAUAAAAGCUCUGACACCUGACAUAAACAUAUAUUAGAUAUAUUUCUAGCUUUUUUAAACUAUUGGAAUAAUUGUUUAUCUGCUUUGUGAUGGGGUUUUUUACUUGAUGAUUGGUGCAUUUCAUUUUUUUUCUAAAUGGCAUGGACUACUUUUUGUCUCGAAAUAAAGAUUAAUUAAUA
Molecule: messenger RNA, 4530 nt
Organism: Xiphophorus hellerii (green swordtail)
Lineage: Eukaryota; Metazoa; Chordata; Actinopteri; Cyprinodontiformes; Poeciliidae
Product: zinc finger protein 3-like
Exons: 3
Coding region: 90-1772 (560 amino acids)
Biological process (GO): regulation of transcription by RNA polymerase II
Molecular function (GO): RNA polymerase II cis-regulatory region sequence-specific DNA binding; DNA-binding transcription factor activity, RNA polymerase II-specific
Source: RefSeq, a predicted model, not a curated record